Messenger RNA from Clunio marinus, 650 nucleotides. The record is from the annotation of a GenBank genome assembly. Lineage: Eukaryota; Metazoa; Arthropoda; Insecta; Diptera; Chironomidae.
AGAUAAAAAUAACGAAAUGAAGUUUCAGUCGAACAAACUAAAUGAGUUUUAUUUUACAACUACAAGUUUAGGAAAAAAAGAAGUCAUGAGAGUCGUUAAGUGACGUCACAUUUACGUAAAUGAUCAAACGGAAGAAUGACUGAAUGAAUAUAUAAUAAGCAAAUAUAAGUUUAUGAAGUUGUGUGGUGAAUAUCAACGACUUUUUUUAUAUUUAUUCAUGGCUGAUAACAGAGAUUGAAAGUUUAAUAAACGCUCUCUAAUCUCACAUUGUAUCAUAAAGUUUUAUUGUUUAUUUUAUUCAUAUUAGUUAUAAGAAUUCAAUGAUAACGGUAACAUCAUUUGCGAAAUUUUUAUGCAAAUUUUAGCCUAAAUGUCAAUGCAAAUAGUGUCGCGGUUGAUGGCUGAAGGUUUUCAUACUUUCACUGACAGAAAUUUGGAGAACUCGAGGCUGAAAUCAUCUGAUAAACAGUGCAUUAGGUGACGAAUGGAAUUCGCGAUUAAUAAUUCAACUUGGACUUCGAAUUUGGUUUCGCUUUCCUAACUCAGCUUAUUGUCAUUUAUUUCUUACAUAACGAAACUAUGUAAUCAUUUUUUGUGGUUCGUAAGAGACAAAUAAAAAUAACCAAAACACGCAAAUCAUUAGAAUAAUC